Molecule: messenger RNA, 2472 nt
Organism: Pectinophora gossypiella (pink bollworm)
Lineage: Eukaryota; Metazoa; Arthropoda; Insecta; Lepidoptera; Gelechiidae
Exons: 7
Coding region: 238-1203 (321 amino acids)
Molecular function (GO): 8-oxo-dGDP phosphatase activity
Source: RefSeq, a predicted model, not a curated record
ACGCAGCUGUCUGUCGUUCGCUUGUUUGAUUUUCUUAAAAAUAUUGAAUAGAAAAAUGUUCUUCGAUUCCUAGUUUGUAUUUCCAGUGUCGUAAUAGUUUUAAUAUCACUAGAAAAUAAAUUCACAGAUAUUAAUUACACGAGACUAAGCGCGCAAUAAGAUUGGUUGGCUGAUACCAUUAUACUUCAUGAAUCGUGAUUGUUGAAGUGAUUUUUUUACUUUAUAUGGCAUAAAAAUAUGAAAGAAAUGAAUCCUGAGAAUAUUUCAGAACUUUUGAAACUCGCCAGGAAAUUCAACUGCUUCUAUUUAUCUGGACUGCAUCAAGGUUUAUGCAAGCCAUUCAUAGUUGCCGGCCACCAGGUGGGUUUGAUACGAUCUGAUGUCAUGAAACAUCUACACAGGUUUCCUGAGGUGUUUAGAAUUACAGGUAAACUUGUAGAAUUAAAUCCAGCAUUCCGGGACUAUAAAGAAAGAACCACGAAAGUUGCAGAUAUAUUAAUGAAACUGAGAAAAGAAAAUGAGAUAUGUGCCCUUAAAGGAUGGCGAGAUGAGUGUUUUGAAGUAAGUGCUCCAUUCUUCAAUGAAAGUUUGUUGGAAAUGGAUAGAAGUGCCAUUUGCCUUUUUGGCAUCAGAAAUUAUGGUGUCAGUGUGACUGGCUACUUGUUUCAUCCAAACAAAGGACUUUGCAUCUGGUUACAGCAACGCAGCUUCACUAAGCAAACUUGGCCUGGCAAGUGGGAUUGUUUUGUCAGUGGUGGUCUCGCAGUGGGUUAUGGUAUUCUGGAGACAACCAUAAAAGAAGCAGCAGAGGAGGCUUCUGUUGAAGGGGAGUUGGUGAAAAAGCUGGUACCAGCUGGAUGUGUUAGCUUCUAUUUUGAGAGCGAAAGAGGGCUGUUUCCCAACACAGAAUAUACUUAUGACUUAGAGUUGCCAUUAGAUUUUGUUCCAAAAAAUGCUGAUGGUGAAGUUGAGAGUUUUGAGCUGUUGACUGCUGAAGAAUGUAUCCAGAGAGCCCUAUCUCCCCAGUUUAAGACCACUAGUGCACCAGUGCUCAUAGACUUCCUCAUUAGAAAAGGAUAUAUCAACCCUGAGAAUGAACCGAAUUACCGAUAUCUGGUGGAGUUGCUACAUGUGCCACUACAAUCCAUCUACAACUGGCCAUACACUGCAGUUUCCGCAGUCAAUGGAGGUGGUGAGGAGUAAACAGUCUUAAGUAGCGUAACAUUUGCGGCGUAAAUACUUCCAAUGAAUACAUUAUAUGUAAAGAUCAAUCAAUAAUCUGUACUCUCAGUGAAACAAGAGUAACUAUUUAACCCAAUGAAGUUCAGUAUCAAUACUUUUGAGCAAUACUAAUGUGGCCUAAAAUACUAUGGGCCUUGUCUUUUACAUUAUGUAAUUAUUUAGGGGAGCUUUAAGUUAACUAAGUAAUUUUGUGUAUUCUUUAAUCAUUCAUGAGAUUGUUUGACCAAAUCCCUAUAUAAAUGUAGUGAUUUUGCUAUAUCAUUGAAGGCAUCAUGAUAGAUUUAGCUAGGUAUGGUUAAUUUCUGUGAUACUUUACCAGUUUGGUAUAAGGUAUUGUGUAUUAUUUAGUUCAAUUUAUGGCGUACGAAAUACCUAUCGGGAUUUUUAAUUAUUUAUUGACAUUUGUUUUAAUAGGUUUGCUUUUAUGAUGAAUACAUUAUUAAAAAUUAAAACUAAUUUAGAUAGCAUUAUUUGUAAUACUAAAGUUUUAAAUGAAUUAUGUGUACCUACUCAUACAAAUGAUAGAAUAUUAUUAGUGAAUAGGUGCUACUUACUAACACAGAUUAUUAUGUAGUGCUAGGAUAAGUUUAUUGGCUAAAAUGUGAGAGUGGUUUAAAAGGUAGUGAAUAACACAAACACGAAUUCAAUCUUAAAAACUGUCAUUUACCUUAAUAUGUAUUAACUGUGUCCUUUUGUAUAUUAUGUUUAAAACAUUAUUUAAUUUUGUCUAGUCAUCCGAUUAUCAUGAGGCUUGGUAAAUAUAAUAUCAGUUGCAAAUAUGCUCACCUACAACUUUUAUAAAAAUUCGAUAAUUUCCUGUCAAAUGUUUAGUUUGAGAUUUAUGUAUGUACUUCUUUAUAUUUGCAUUCAUGUUCAUGUUGUGUUGAACGAGAAUUCUACUUACAGAUAUUAUUAUCUCUGAAAAUCUGAAAACGAUGGUAUAAGUGCAGAGGAUCGAAGGUAUCCAUUACAUGCAAGUAUGUAGUGAUAGUAUUGCGUAGUAGUGAACAUUGGUAAAUUAAUACGUAUAUAGCUAACGCUAGUUGUUUGUAUCGAGUUACGUCAUUAUUACAAUUUUAUACGUUUUUAUGAUCUCGUGUUAUUGGCGAAAGAUUUUGUACCGAUGUCACAUAGUAGAUACGUAAUUAUGAAAUGUAACCGUUUACAAACUUGCGAUAUUUAGUAAUCCAAAUAGCGUUUUCUUAAAAAAUAAAAAUUUUGAAGUUAUAA